GUCUCAGGUUCGUCCCAGAUGAAAACACAUAAAGGUGUAACCACAGAUAGACAUGAUUACUUCUAAAAGUGGAGGCAGCAUCAGCAGGUACUUUCAGCUAACAAGAUUUCAGUGAACUCAAUGGAAAUCAAGCAGGAUGUCAGUCAGCUGAUAAACUGGAGCAAACAGGACGGAGGUUCAUUUGCAAAUGCUGAUGAACCCGAUGGACAGCACUCAGCCAGUGACUUCAGCAGCGUCCAUAGCAAAGAUCUUCUUCCUGCAGAGAACGGGGAGGAGGUGACCAAGCAUUUCCUGCAGGAGCUGCUCAACAUUCUGCUGGCGUACAUCAGCAAGUCCUCGAACCGCAGCUCCAAAGUGCUGGACUUCCACCAUCCCCACCAGCUGAAGGAAGGUCUAGAGGGCUUCAGCCUGGAGCUCCCGGACCAGCCCGACAACCUGGAGCAGCUGCUAGUAGACUGUCGGGACACCCUGAAAUAUGGAGUCAAGACUGGUCACCCACGCUUCUUUAACCAGCUGUCAACUGGACUGGACGUCAUUGGACUAGCAGGGGAAUGGGUCACAUCAACUGCGAACACAAACAUGUUCACCUAUGAGAUUGCACCAGUAUUCAUCCUCAUGGAAGACGUCAUCCUCAAGAAAAUGCACUCCAUUAUUGGCUGGUCUGAAAAGGAGGGAGAUGGCAUCUUCUGCCCAGGAGGCACAAUGUCUAAUCUUUACAGUGUGUUGCUGGCCAGAUAUCAUUUCUUCCCAAGGGUGAAAACUGCAGGGAUGCAUGCCGUGCCGCCUCUCGCCCUCUUCACCUCUGCACAUAGUCAUUAUUCUAUCAAGAAGUCUGCGGCCGUCCUCGGGAUUGGCUCUGAAAAUGUUAUUUUGGUGAAGUGUGAUGAGAGGGGCAAAAUGAUUCCAAGAGAACUAGAAUCCAGUAUCAGAACAGCAGAGUCCAAGGGUCUGGUUCCAUUCUAUGUAAACACCACUGCAGGGACUACUGUGUACGGAGCCUUUGACCCUCUGAAUGACAUAGCAGACAUCUGUGAGAGAUUUGGCCUGUGGAUGCAUGUGGAUGCAGCUUGGGGAGGCGGCCUGCUCUUGUCUAAGAGGCACCGGCUGAAACUGCAGGGCAUUGAUAGGGCCUCAUCCAUCACCUGGAAUCCCCACAAGAUGAUGGGCGUCCCUUUGCAGUGUUCAGCUAUUCUAGUGCGAAAGAAGGGUCUGCUUCAGGAGUGCAACCAACUGUGUGCCGAGUAUCUUUUCCAGCCUGAUAAACACUAUGAUGUGUCCUAUGACACUGGAGACAAGAGCAUCCAGUGUGGGAGGCAUGUGGACAUCUUCAAGCUGUGGCUCAUGUGGAAAGCUAAGGGCUCAGAAGGUUUCGAAUCACAGGUCAACCACUGCCUGGAAAACGCAGAGUACCUUUACUACAAGCUAAAGAGCAGAAAGGACUUCCAGUUGGUCUUUCAAAGCAAACCAGAACACACUAACGUCUGCUUCUGGUACCUUCCAACCCGUGUGAGGAACAUGCCUCCAGGUCCAGAGAGAGACAGAGAGCUUCACAUGGUGGCUCCAAAAAUCAAGGCGAAAAUGAUGGAGGAAGGAGUGACUAUGAUUGGCUACCAGCCUCUCGGAGACAAAGUGAAUUUCUUCCGCUGUGUGUUCUCCAACCCAGCCACGCAGAAAGAAGACGUGGACUUCCUCCUGGAUGAAAUCGCCCGUCUGGGCCGUGAGCUUUAGAGCUGAAUGAAUAUGGGACUUACUUACUAAACUGCACUUUCUAUAGACUUAAAUGGGCCACCAGUCUCAGUAUAUAUGGGUUGUUUGAAGACAUUUCUGUCGUAGCUCGACGUAGACACUUUCCCUAAGCCUGGAAGCUACACUGUGUUGAUUUGUUCUGUGGCAGAAUUCCUUCUUAGUCUUUAUUGAAAAGGACAGAAUUAAAGUGAUGUUUCGGCCAAAAUUUAAAUAUACACAGUUUUUCCCCUUUUCUCUCAACGUAGUCAGUCAGCCAGGACAUGUUUGGUGUCUGAAAUUUGCUUUUUUAGUUUUGCACUGGAGCUACAAGGCUGAUGUAGCUAUCAAAUAAUAGAAGCUUAUUCACAGAAAUCAUGCUAAGCGACUGCCUAAAUCUUUAUACAUUCACCUCAAACUGCACUGAUUUGUUGAGUAGUCUUUAUUAGACUUGCUUACUGUUGUCUAUAACAUGCACAAAAGUACAUCAUAUAAAAAACAGCACUAGCAGCAAAGUUAAAGCUGAAAUGCCACUUAAAAAAAGGCCAUAUAGUGGAACGGUUCUCAUAAUUAUGACUUAAUAUCUCAUAAUUAUGAAUGAAUAACUUAUAUAUAUGACUUGAUAUCUAAUAAUGAUGAGAAUAUGUCUCUUAAUUACGAUUUAGUAUGUGACAAUAAUGGCUCAGUGUCACAAUGAAAAGGAUUCUCAUAAAUAUAAUUUAAGAUCUCAUAAUAAUGACUUACAAUCUCAUAAUAAUGAGAAAAAUUAUGGGAUGCUAAGUCAUUAUUAUGUGAUACUUAAUCACAAGAUAAUUAAGUCAUAAUUAUGGGAAAAUAAGUUGUAAUUAUAAGAUUGUAUAAGUUAUUAUUAUGAGAUACUGAGUCAUUAUCAGGAUACUAAGGAGACCCCUUGUUUUUAAGUUUUGAACUUUUGGAACUGAGUUAAGAACAUUACUUCAUUAACAGGCUACUAGUGCUGCUCUGUAGGCGACCCUUCCAGUCUGCAGUGACAGCAGAGGAGGGUAAAGUUCUGCAACCUCACUGGGAAAAAUAUGCCUUCAAAGGGGGGCAGUUAUUUAUUAUUAGUUAUUAUCGCCCACCUGUAAUUCUACAGCUGGAGACGGAUAUUCGCCAGCUUCAAAUUUUCCCGUUCCACCUUAAAUGGUGCAGCACUUACAUUCAGGCAUCAGAACUGCUGCAUUUAAGGUGGAAUGGCAAAUUUAGCUAGCUAGCUACCGAGACAUCAGCAAACUACUUGCAAUGUUCUAUGGUUUUUAUGAAGAAAAGGAGCAUAAUACAUUGAAGCCACAUCAAACUAAGAUAAAAUAAUGGUUAUCGUAAUUUUUCAACAGAGAAAAUUCUCAGGUUUGUGGGUUUCGUUGGUCUCUUGCUCAGCCAUCUUGCCAGUUUUCCUUUUUUUUCU
Molecule: messenger RNA, 3145 nt
Organism: Colossoma macropomum (tambaqui)
Lineage: Eukaryota; Metazoa; Chordata; Actinopteri; Characiformes; Serrasalmidae
Gene: gad3
Product: glutamate decarboxylase 3
Exons: 15
Coding region: 121-1728 (535 amino acids)
Biological process (GO): carboxylic acid metabolic process
Cellular component (GO): cytoplasm
Molecular function (GO): carboxy-lyase activity; pyridoxal phosphate binding
Source: RefSeq, a predicted model, not a curated record